AAAACCAAAUUGUUAUUCACACACAUAGAAAACUAUCAACAAUGCCUCAGCAACAUAAUCCUUUUGUGGUUGGAAAACUAAAGCUAACGUGCUUUUUUGUCUUUUUAAAAAUUUGGUGCUAAAAUAGUAAAAAAAUUAUUUUCUUUAGUAGUAAGCUGCUAGAGCAAAUGACAGCAUUUUUCCUAAAAUAGAAACAACAGGGACUUCCCUGGCAGUCCAGUGGUUAAGACUGCAUGCUUCCAAUGCAGGGGGCCCUGGUUCCACCCCUGGUCAGGGAACUAAGAUCCCCCAUGCUGUGCGGUGUGGCCAAAAAAAAAAAGAAAAAGAAACAUCAUUGUUAUCUAUGAUUUUGAAAUAAUAUGUACAAAACUAGCCCAGUAGUAGAGAAAUACAUAAAAUAGAAGGUGAAAGUCUCUCCUGAUGACCACGUUCCAGAUGCACAUUCACAUGUGUGGGUGCGUUUACACCCCGGGCCCGCCUGACCCUCCCAUCUGUGCCGAGGGCAGUGGGGUGGGGCCUCCCUCCUGCUGGGAUGGUCCUUGCCUGUGUCACGAUAGUUUCAUGAGGUGUUUUUUUGUGUGUGUGUUUUUUUAAAGUUGGAAAAAAUAUUUUAUUUUAUAUAUUUAUUUAUUUUGGCUGCGUUGGGUCUUCGUUGCUGCACACGGGCUUUCUCUACUUGUGGCGAGCGGGGGCUACUCUUCGUUGCGGUGCGCGGGCUUCUCAUUGCGGUGGCUUCUCUUGUUGCGGAGCACGGGCUCUAGGCGUGCAGGCUCAGUAGUUGCGGCUCGCGGGCUCUAGAGCGCAGGCUCAGUAGUUGUGGCACACGGGCUUUGUUGCUCCACAGCAUGUGGGAUCUUUCCGGACCAGGGCUCAAACCCGUGUCUCCUGCAUUGGCAGGUGGAUUCUUAACCACUGCACCACCAGGGAAGCCCCUCAUGAGGUUUUUAAAAACCUUUUUAUCUUAAAGUAUAGCACAGGGGGACUUUCCUGAUGGUCCAGUGGUAAAGAAUCCACCUUACAAUGCAGGGGACUCAGGUUCGAACCCUGGUCAGGGAACUAAGAUCUGACAUGCCACGGGGCAACUACUGAGCUCGUGCGCCUCAACUAGAGAGCCUGCGUGCCGCAGACUAUAGAGCCCACACACCCUGGAGCAUGCGCGCCACAACUAGAGAGGAGAAAACCCGCACACCACAACUAGAGAGAAGCCUGUGCGUCGCAACGGAAAAGAUCCUGCAUACCUCAACAAAGAUCACGCGUGCUGCAACUAAGACCCAACACGGCCUAAAAUAAAAAUAAAGUAUGGCACAGAGACAAACUGCACAAAUUAAUAGCUUGAUGGAUUUUGAUAAGGUGGACACUUGUAACCAUCCCUUGGGUCAAGAGAGAAAAUUUUGCCCUCCCUGGCAUCCUUCCACGUGCCCUAUCCCAGCCACAUCCCUCCCUUUGAUGCCAGAUACUUCCCUUUCUUCGUAGUUUUAUGACGGGAUUGCACGUCUUUAAGCAGUAGUUAAGUGUUGCCUGUUUUUCACGUGACGUUUCAGUCCCUUACCUACAGGGCACCCCCUCCUCCCGUGGGAGUUUGGUGUGGAAGAAGCCAGGUGGCUGCGCUCGUGUUUCUCAGUCUGGAUUUUGCCAGCCACGGCCUCAGUGGGAGCCCUUACAAGUUGGCGCCUAGAUCCUUCUGACACAAUUCUCGUCCUCUCUCAGAGGUUCCUUGCUCUCUGGUGUGCCAGAAUAUUUUAGGCUCAUUUUGUAUUCUUCCUGCCCAAGACCUGCAAUCAGCCAUUCCUUCAAAAGCCCUGGUCUUCUUUAAUGGGAAAUGAUGUUUCACAACUAUAGUCUGGAUGUCAGAUAACGCAGAAGGAUCGCUGUGCCACCAAGAUGACGGCGAUCCUGCGUCUGAGACAAGCAGGUCCCCGCUGCGCGAACGCGUGUCUGCACCGUGGAGUGUUUAAGAGUAGAACUUCUGGAAGGCAGCGGUCCGCACCCUGAUGACGUGCUCACCAGUUCCCUGGUCUACUCCUCAGUGAGAUUUAUGAUUGGCCAUAUUCAUAAACAUCCUGGAAGAUAGGAUUCUCCUGAAAGAACUGAAGAUAAUGUACAUUUGGGGGCACAAAGGAGCAUUUGCAUCAGUUUUCUACCAACGCAGGCGGUCAGCAUCGUGAGGCAGCCAGAAUAGUUAUGGUCAGUCAUGGAGAAUCACCAGGAGACGCGUCCCGAAGCGGGUGGGGAUUUUGUUUCUGAUCAAAUACAUUUUAAAAUAGAAGAGGAAGAUGACGAUCACAUCGCUGAUCACAGUUUGGAAAGAAUGGACUUUAGAAAUGAGCAGAACAGGAAACGGGCUGGCAGCGGGGAUGAACGGGCAGAGGGCAGAGAGGCGAGCUGUGGCUGCCAGCCCCCAGGGAGGCGCGUCUCUCCUGACCCCGAGGACGACUACGGGGCCCUAUUGUCACAGUAUAACAGCACCCUGUACAGCGUGGCCAUGGAGGCCGUGACGCAGAGCCUGCUCUCCGGCCGCGGCAUCAGCUCCAGGAAGAAGUCCCCGGCUUGGAAGCAUUUUUUCAUCUCACCCCGGGAUAGCACGAAGGCCAUCUGUACGUACUGCAUGAAGGAGUUCAGCAGGGGCAAGAACGAGAAGGACCUGAGCACCAGCUGUCUGAUGCGGCACGUGAGGCGGGCGCACCCCACCGUUCUUGUGGAGGAAAACGGCAGCGCGCCGGCCCCGGCCCCCCUCCCUGCCCCUCUGCCGCGGCUCCCGCCGCCGCCCACUGAUGCCGGAGACCCGGGCACCGUCCUGUCACCUGGCAAACUCGUCCCCAGAACGGCCUCUAAGAGCCCGUCUCCCCAUCAGGUGACAGAGGAACUUGGCUCUGUGGUUUCUUCCGAAGAGGCCCCCUCCGACGUGUCAGUCUCUGAGAGGUACAGCAGGGAUGAAGCCCUGGCGGGGCCGCCUCCCCAGCCCCCCAGCCUCCACUGCGACGAGCCUGCAGAGAACGGGGCUGAGAAAAACCUCCCCCUGCCCAGGAGCGCAUCCGGGUCCAGGAGGAGGUCUGCCGUCUGGAAGCACUUCUACCUGUCGCCCCUGGACAACUCCAAGGCCGUGUGCAUCCACUGCAUGAACGAGUUCAGCCGGGGGAAGAACGGGAAGGACCUGGGCACCAGCUGCCUCAUCAGGCACAUGUGGCGGGCACACCGCUCCAUCGUGCUUCGGGAAAACGGCGGGGGCGCUGGCGUGCCGCCCCCCUACUCUGCACCCCCAACCCUGCUGCCCACCCCGCCGCCGCCUGACGGAGAGCCCAGCCCCACGUCCUCGUCUCCGGGGAAGCCGGUGCAGGACUCCACCUCUGCGCCCUCCUCCCCCGACCGGCUGGCGGAAGACCCGCCAGCACACUGGAACCUCGGAGACACGCAGGUGGAAGACGCGUGGGCGUUGUCCUCCUCCUCUGACGUGGGUGAGGCCUCAUGGGCAUCCUCUCCCGAGAAGCAGCCGGGCGACACGCCCAGCCCUCGCCCACUCGAAUCCGGUGCCGUGUUCCAGCAGAACAAGAAGGUCAUGAGGAGGCUGAAGUCGGAAGUCUGGCAUCACUUCUCGCUGGCCCCCACGGACAGCCUCAAGGCUGUGUGCAGGCACUGUGGCUGUGUCAUCAGCCGGGGCAAGAAGGGUGACGUGGGCACGAGCUGUUUGAUGCGGCAUCUCUACAGGCGCCACCCGGAGGUCGUUGGGAACCAGAAGGGCUUUCUGGGGGCCAGCCUGGCGAAUUCGCCAUACGCCACCUUGGCUUCUGCAGAAACUUCCUCCUCCAGAUUAACUGACCUGCCGACCAUGGUCACAAAAAACAAUCAAGUUAUGUUUCCCGUCAACAGCAAAAAGACCUCCAAGUUGUGGAAUCACUUUUCUAUCUGCUCUGCAGACCCCACGAAGGUCGUGUGCUUGCACUGUGGCCGGACGAUCAGCAGAGGCAAGAAGCCGACCAACCUGGGCACCAGCUGUCUCCUGAGGCACCUGCAGAGGUUCCACGGCGGCGUGCUGAAGCCCGACGCCCCCAGGACGGCGCCACCCUCCCCUCCUGGUGCCCGUGGGCCCCUGAGCUCAGAGUCGGCAGGCGCCUCCUCCUGCGAUGACACCAGCGAGAAGUUUUAUGAUUCGCAUCCAGUUGCCAAAAAAAUAACAAGUCUCAUUGCUGAAAUGAUCGCACUUGACCUCCAGCCGUACUCGUUUGUGGACAACGUUGGCUUCAACAGGCUGCUCGGAUACUUGAAACCUCAGUACUCUCUGCCCCCUCCAUCCUACUUCUCCAGGACGGCCAUCCCAGGUAUGUACGACAAUGUGAAACACAUCAUCAUGUCACAUCUCCAGGAAGCCGAGAGCGGUGUGGUCCACUUCACGUCUGGAAUAUGGAUGAGCAGCCAGACCCGGGAGUACCUGACCCUCACCGCCCACUGGGUCACCUUUGAGUCGUCGGCCCGACCGCACCGCGAGGACCACCACUGCUCGGCGCUGCUGGACGUGUCGCAGGUCGACUGCGACUACAGCGGCGGCAGCGUCCAGAAGCAGCUGGAGUGCUGGUGGGAGGCCUGGGUGACGUCCACUGGCCUGCAGGUGGGCAUCACAGUCACCGACAGCCCCAGCAUAGGGAAGGCGCUGAACGAGGGGGCCCGCUCGAGCGUGCAGUGCUUCAGUCACACGGUCAGCCUCAUCGUCAGCGAGGCCAUCAAGAGCCAGAGGAUGGUCCAGAACCUACUCAGCACCGCACGGAAAAUAUGCGAACGGGUCCACCGGUCGCCCCGGGCAAAAGCGAAGCUGGCAGAGCUGCAGAAGGAGUACGAGCUGCCGCCCCACCACCUCCUCCAGGACGUCCCGUCCAAGUGGAACACGUCGUUUCACAUGCUGGAGCGGCUUAUCGAGCAGAAGAGGGCGGUGAACGAGCUGUCUGUCGAGUGUAACUUCCGGGAGCUCAUCAGCUGCGACCAGUGGGAGGUGAUGCAGUCCGUGUGCCGUGCGCUGAAGCCCUUCGACGCCGCCAGGCGGGAGAUGAGCACCCACGAGUCCACGCUCAGCCAGGUCAUCCCCAUGAUCCACAUCCUCAACAGGAGGGUGGAGAUGCUGUUCGAGGAGACCAUGGGCAUCGACACCAUGCUCAAGUCCCUCAGGGAGGCCAUGGUGAGCCGCCUGUCCGCCACCCUCCACGACCCCAGGUACGUGCUGGCCACCCUGCUGGACCCGCGCUACAAAGCCUCCCUCUUCUCCGAGGAGGAGGCGGAGCAGUACAAGCAGGACUUGAUCAGGGAACUAGAAACGCUGAAUUCUACCUCAGAGCCCACGCCCGUCUCCAACGGAUGCGACCCGGGCUCCCCACCGCGAGACUGUGCCGGCGAGGAGAGCCUGUGGUCACUCAUGGCCAAGAUGAAGAAGACCGAGCCCAGAGGGAGGACGAAGGUCCCGGAGGACAUGGUGCUUGCGUACCUGGAGGAGGAGGUGUUGGAGCACAGCUGUGACCCGCUCGCCUACUGGAACCUGAAGAGGGCGGCCUGGCCGGGCCUCUCCACCUUGGCUGUGCGGUUUCUGGGCUGCCCCCCGAGCAUCGUUCCCUCCGAGAGGCUGUUCAGCACACCCACUGAGAACGGCAGCUUUGGCCAGUCCCGGCUCACGAUGGAGCAUUUCGAGAAACUUAUUUUUCUGAAAGUGAAUCUUCCCUUAAUAUGCUUCCAGUAUUGAAGCUCACGGUGGAGCCACCGGACGAGAAGCAGCACCGGCCCCGGGCUGGCGGCUCGCUGCGGUCGGGGCCCUGCGGGACAGCAGGCCGGGCGCUCAGGUCCACAUCCACGGGAGGUUCCCGUCCCGGCCCUCGCCGUCACGUCCACAUGUGCCUUACCCAGUCCUUCAGGCCAGGUACCACGGUGUGUUUUUUAAGAAGUCCAGUAGAAACAGCCUGUCUUGUCAGUUAUGAAAUACAAUGAUUAGGUUUUCAUUCGUAACUGUAAAAUUGUUUAAAAGUUGGGGGUUAGGAGUUUGUUUUACUAGAAUGGCGGGGGAGAUAUAAGCAGUUUUAUUCAGUAGGCUUCUUAUUGGAUUAUGUAAAAACCACAAAUCAGGUACUGUACUUUAGUUUAAAAUUGCUUUAAUUGCAACAAAACCGCUCUGUGGCUGUCAGACAAAACCUGUGUACAGGAGGUGGAGUUCAAGCCAUCCCGACCGAGCAGUUCCUGGCUGCGGGCUCCAAAGUACGUUCAGGGGACGGUGAGUGUUCUGGGAGGUGACUGUUUACACGACAGAGACGUGGCUUUCGAAGACAAGCCUGCACUCACAUGUAUCCCGGAAUGUCAGUCAUGUAGGGUUCAGGGGAGAGAGCACUGCCGUUUCAGGGGUCUGCCCUCCGUGCCACGUGGGCUGUUAGCUCGGACACAUCCCCGCCAUUCACAGUGAGCGCCGGUGGUGCCUGCUGUGUAGCUAGUGCACAGCGUGACACGUUUACAGCAUCCUGUUGAUGGAAUCUCCAAGCCUCUGGCUCAGUGGCUCUACACCAUGAAGCUAUCUUGAAAUUUGUGCACUGACCCCCAAUUUGAUCAAAUUAUGUAUACAGUCCUUUUUAGAAGAGGUGGCUUAUUAACAGGGAAGAAGAUUGCUAUAAUACAGUUGUAAGAAUAGCCUUAGGUGUUUAGAUUUUCUUUUUGAUAAUAGGGAAGAUUCAGCCAUCAAUGGGAUAUUUUAGAAUCCCAAGGACAUCAAAAUGGAGUAUCAGUCAUCAGGUUUUUUUAACAAUAAUACGUCUUCAAAGUUUUUGCCUCAGUGUCUAGAAAAGGGUUCAUUUUCUUAUUUCGAACCAGGUAAAUAUUCUGGGUGAAACAGGUCACUGAUUUGCCUGUGACCUUUUAGAAAAGUUGUCGUUUUGUUAAAAUACUGUACCUGUUAUUAAUCUGAAUUUGCAUUGACUACGUUUUAGUGUAUUUAUAAAUGGUGAACCCAGUUUCUGAAAUUAAACUUUUUAUUUGCAAUUUUC
Orcinus orca (killer whale) is the source of this 6998-nucleotide messenger RNA. RefSeq names its product zinc finger BED-type containing 4 (gene ZBED4). The transcript is spliced from 3 exons. The record is from RefSeq and is a predicted model, not a curated record. The coding region runs from base 2192 to 5716 and encodes 1174 amino acids. NCBI's taxonomy places the organism in Eukaryota, Metazoa, Chordata, Mammalia, Artiodactyla, Delphinidae. Gene Ontology annotation, molecular function: protein dimerization activity; DNA binding.